Meriones unguiculatus (Mongolian gerbil) is the source of this 1593-nucleotide messenger RNA. Its product is annotated as endogenous retrovirus group K member 5 Gag polyprotein-like. The coding region runs from base 1 to 1593 and encodes 530 amino acids. Gene Ontology annotation, biological process: viral process. The transcript has a single exon. Gene Ontology annotation, molecular function: zinc ion binding; nucleic acid binding; structural molecule activity. The record is from RefSeq and is a predicted model, not a curated record. NCBI's taxonomy places the organism in Eukaryota, Metazoa, Chordata, Mammalia, Rodentia, Muridae.
AUGGGGAUUUCUGGCUCAAAGGGCAAGCGUAUGUUCCUGUCCAUUCUGAGGCAUAUGCUCUCAGAAAAGGGGUUACGAAUUUCAGAUGAAACUGCUUCUCAGUUUUAUGAGUAUAUGUUGAGGGCAGCACCUUGGUAUCCCCUGGAAGGUUCCCUGACUCUACCAGAUUGGAAAAGGUUAGGUAAAGAUUUGAAAAAGUAUGCUGUUGAUCAUCCUGAGGAACCAAUACCUAGGCAAAUGUUUCCUAUCUGGUUACAGAUCAGAGAUGCUUUAACAGAAAAAUCUGAUUUAGAAUUAUUAACAGAGGAAAUAUGCUCUAAUUUUGAGGAACAACCUUUAAUUUUGACUGAGAAAGAUUGUAAAUAUGGAGCUACAAUAAAGCCGCCUAUUAAAAAGCCUCUAGGUCUAGAAUUGGGAGAUUCUGAUGAUUUGUUUGAUGAAGAGCAAGCUUAUAAGGAUGAGAUGUAUCCAGAGGACAGAGAUCAUGACUUUUUUACAGCCAUGGCUGCUUCGCCUAAAGCAUCUCCAUUUGCUCCUCCUGUUCCUAAACUAAGGAGAAAGCCUCAUCCUCCAAUUGGUUUUCAAGCCAUAUUACAGGAAGCUAAGCAAACUGGAGAUAUAACAUUUGGCUUCCCAGUUAUUAAUGGAGGGCAAGAUGAUGAUGAACCAAAAUGGGAGCCUUUAUCUCUAAAAACUUUGAAAGAAUUACAAGCGGCAGUUAAGACUGCUGGACCAUCGGCUCCUUUUACUCUUCAGGUAUUGGACCUGAUUGCAAGUCAAUGGUUAACUCCUAGUGACUGGCAUCAGACGGCUAAGUCAGUACUGUCUCCCGGAGAUUAUGUAUUGUGGAGAACAGAUUAUGAGGAUAGAUGCAGAAGAUCUAUGGCUACUACCUUGGCACCAUUAGGGAAAAAAGGAAAAACAGCUAACCUGGAUAUGUUAUUAGGAACUGGAAUAUAUAUUACUCCCGAAAGCCAGACUAAACUAUCCAAGGAAGUUCUUAAGGAGGUUAUGGCCAAUGCUGUUUCGGCAUGGAGAGCUAUUCCUCCUGCUGAAGGAUCAGGUACUGUGCUGGCAGGAAUUAAACAAACGUUGGAAGAACUAUAUCAGGCCUUUAUAGCUAGGCUUGAAGAAGCUAUUAAUAGGAUGUUGCCUCCUAGUGAAGGGACUUCCCUCCUUUUAAAACAACUGGCAUGGGAAAAUGCAAAUGCUCUGUGUAAACACUUGAUUAGGCCCAUUAGGAAAACGGGGAACCUUCAGGAUUAUAUCAAGGCUUGUGCUGAUGCCACACCAGCAGUAAUGCAAGGAAUGGCAUAUGCAGCUGCCAUGCAUCGAACCCCUAUUUCUAAAUUUAUCAAGGCCACCUAUGGGGGUGGAAAGAAUGAAAGGAGUUUUACCUGCUAUAAUUGCGGGAAACCAGGUCAUAGGAAAAACGCUUGCCCUGAAGAUGACCAGAAUAAGGGAACAAAGAAAGGAACUACAGCCCCAGGAAUAUGUCCUAGAUGUGAAAAAGGGAAACAUUGGAAAAAUGAAUGUAAAUCCAAGUUCCACAAAGAUGGAACUCCUCUGACUGAAAAGGAAUCAAAAAACUAG